GAGGGCCGGAAUCCAGCCGUUCUCAGAAGGGGUCGAAUCCCCUCGCGUCUCGUCCCUCAUGGCCAGCCCUGUGCUGCUGGCUCUCUGCUUCGCCCUGGUCACGGCUCGGGGCUGGGGGUCGAGCACCAGCCCCACAGGGACGAGCGAGCCCCCAGACGGGCAGACGGUGGCGCCCCCGGAGGAGGAGACCCUGCAGAACGAGGCGGACAACCAGGAGAACGUCUUGUCCCAGCUGCUCGGGGACUAUGACAAGGUCAAGGCUGUGUCAGAGGGCUCAGACUGUCAGUGCAAGUGUGUGGUGAGACCCCUGGGCCGAGACGCCUGCCAGAGGAUCAACGCGGGGACUUCCAGGAAGGAAGACUUCUACACCGUGGAGACCAUCACCUCGGGCUCCUCCUGCAAGUGUGCCUGUGUCGCUCCCCCGUCUGCCCUCAAUCCCUGUGAGGGAGACUUCAGGCUGCAGAAGCUGCGGGAAGCAGACAGCCAGGACUUGAAGCUCUCCACCAUCAUGGACAUGCUGGAAGGCGCUUUCUAUGGCCUGGACCUCUUGAAGCUGCAUUCAGUCACCACCAAGCUGGUGGGGCGGGUGGAUAAGUUGGAGGAGGAAGUUUCUAGAAAUCUCACCAAGGGAAACGAACAGAUCAAAGAGGAUAUGGAAGAAAUGCAGACCGAGAUGAAUAAGCGAGGCAAAGAGAACUGCUCUACUAAUGUCUUAGACAGCAUGCCAGACAUCCGGGCAGCCCUGCAGAGAGACGCGGCCGCAGCCUAUGCCCACCCAGAGUAUGAGGAGCGAUUUCUGCAGGAAGAAACCGUGUCCCAGCAGAUCAACUCCAUCAAGUUCCUGCACACGAGGCCCCUGACCCCUCCGGAGGUGGUGAAGCCACAGCGGCCCCUGCAGAGACAGGUCCACCUGAGGGGCCGGCCUGCCUCUAAGCCUACAGUUAUCCGGGGCAUCACCUACUACAAAGCCAAGGACCCCGAGGAAGAGAACGACCUCGAAGAGCAGCAGGACGACUUUUUCAGUGGUGAGAAUGGGAUGGAUUUGCUGAUCGAAGAUCAGCUCCUGAGACACAAACACCUGUUGACCAGCACCACCCAGAGACCAGCAGCUGUGACAACUGACCAGAGCACUCCGACCAUGGCCAUGUCCUCAGCACCGCCACGGCCCUCCGCCUCAACGACCACUGACCCUACUCUCUCUGGGUCGGUCAGACAACUGUCAACAACACCCCGAGCCACCCCUGUAUUUACAAACCCCACAGAGGAGGCAAACCUCACACCUUCUACUCCGUGGCCAGCGACCACCGUGGCACAGAACACUACCCAGCCAUCUCCAACCUCAGCUCUCCCAGCAGUAGAGCCCGAGGAUACAUCUACGGAAGGUACCCCGAUGGCCCCUGUGUCUCCCACCACAGGCAGCACAGACUCGCUGGAGAAAGAUGCGACUGCUGGGCAGGGCACAAGCCUUGCCAGCCCCACCCUGAGCCCUGAGGAGGAAGAUGACAUCCGGAAUGUCAUAGGAAGGUGCAAGGACACCCUCUCCACGAUCACCGGGCCAACCACCCAGAACACAUAUGGACAGAAUGAAGGGGCCUGGAUGAAGGACCCGCUGGCUAAGGAUGAGCGUAUUUAUGUGACCAAUUACUAUUACGGCAACACCCUGGUGGAGUUCCGGAACCUGGAAAACUUCAAACAAGGUCGCUGGAGCAAUUCCUACAAGCUCCCGUACAACUGGAUCGGCACAGGGCAUGUGGUGUACAAUGGUGCCUUCUACUACAACCGGGCCUUCACCCGCAACAUCAUUAAGUACGACCUGAAGCAACGCUACGUGGCUGCCUGGGCCAUGCUCCAUGACGUGGCCUAUGAGGAGGCCACUUCCUGGAGGUGGCAGGGCCACUCCAACGUGGACUUUGCUGUGGAUGAGAACGGCCUGUGGCUCAUCUACCCCGCCCUGGAUGAUGAGGGCUUCAGCCAGGAGGUCAUCAUCCUGAGCAAGCUCAAUGCCGUGGACCUGAGCAUGCAGAAGGAGACCACAUGGCGGACGGGGCUCCGGCGAAACUUCUACGGCAACUGCUUUGUCAUCUGUGGGGUGCUGUACGCUGUGGACAGCUAUAACCAGAGGAACGCCAACAUCUCCUAUGCCUUCGACACCCACACCAACACGCAGAUUGUCCCCAGGCUUCUGUUUGAAAAUGAAUAUUCCUAUACCACUCAGAUAGACUAUAACCCCAAGGACCGCUUGCUCUAUGCCUGGGACAAUGGCCACCAGGUCACCUACCAUGUCAUCUUUGCCUACUGACAGCCCACUCCCCGUGCACAAAAGCUGCAGAGGGGCCACUAGCACCUUGUGUGUGUGUAUGUGUGUGUGUGUGUGUGUGUGUGCAUGUGUGUGUGCACGCGCGCAGAGGGUAUGUGCUGUGGAAAAUAUUAUUUUGUCUAAUAUUGCAAAUGGUAACAUGACAGGUUGGAUCUAUUUUUUUUUUAACAUGGAUUGUAGAUCAAUCCAUACGUGUAUGUGCUGGUCUCAUUCUCCUUCCUAGUUUAUAUUUUUGUGCAAAUGGACUUCUCCUUCUGAGCAGUGACCACCUUCCUUCUAAUCCAACCCCUCCAGCUCCCAGCUCACAACUCUUGAAAAGGUUUCUUCAGUGGGUCUUGCAGGCAGACAACACCGUGAGUCUGGGGGAUGGGGGUGGGAGGUGGAGAAGGAGGCAAGAAAGAAGUACUAAGGGGAGGGGAGAAAGAG
This is a messenger RNA of Echinops telfairi (small Madagascar hedgehog), 2743 nucleotides long. RefSeq names its product olfactomedin like 2B (gene OLFML2B). NCBI's taxonomy places the organism in Eukaryota, Metazoa, Chordata, Mammalia, Afrosoricida, Tenrecidae. The coding region runs from base 59 to 2299 and encodes 746 amino acids. Gene Ontology annotation, biological process: signal transduction. The record is from RefSeq and is a predicted model, not a curated record. The transcript is spliced from 8 exons.